This is a messenger RNA of Seriola dumerili (greater amberjack), 4027 nucleotides long. It is a transcript of the gene pgap6, whose product is annotated as transmembrane protein 8B-like. The record is from RefSeq and is a predicted model, not a curated record. Lineage: Eukaryota; Metazoa; Chordata; Actinopteri; Carangiformes; Carangidae. The transcript has 13 exons. Gene Ontology annotation, cellular component: plasma membrane. Bases 91 to 2421 code for a protein of 776 amino acids.
UUGUGCGCGUAAAAUGAUUAGCGAUAGGUUAGUGUGACAUUACAGGUGGAUAAAGGACGAUGUAAUGGUUCAAACAGUCGGACUGGAAACAUGGAAGUUUGUUUUCUACGCGGUCUCCUCUUCGUCGUCCUGGCGGCUGUGACAUUAGGAGACGAUGGACAGGUGACGUUCGUAUCAGAGCUGUCAUCCAAACCAGCUCAGAAGUUGUCAAAGUAUGGUUGGUACGGCAACGUGAGGCUGCAGAGGUUUCAUAUACCAGAGGAGACCGCCAUCGCUCGCUGGCUGUUCUCCGUCACCAAGGGCCACAACUUCAACUGUGGACAGCACAAUGUCACCAUCCACAUUCGAUGGGGUGCCCCUCCAGUUAUAAAUCCGAAAGGCUCAGUAUUUCCUAAUGCAACGCUCUGGGUCCCCAGCCUGUCUCUGACCCUACCGGUAACAUCACACAGCUCCACAACCUUUAACCUCUCCAACCCUGCUCCUGGUGAUUGGUACAUUGCAGCACACCUGCCUGAAGAUGACGGGCGCAUAGAGCAGAAGGGUUUUCCGUCCUGCUCGUAUUUCUUCCAACCUCAGCUAUCAAUCAGGAGAGCGGUGGACACACCCAUUUUACAGCAGGGCACUGUCCUCCAACAGACUGCAACCCCGGACAGACCUGCACGCCUUAAGUUGUAUGUUCCAGAGUUUGCCUCUUCUCUCUCCGUCUCUGUGGCUGACUGUUCGUCAGGGGAGGGAGCCGACAGUGGAAACUGUUCGCUGGUCCUCAGGCUCGGCUCCUCCUCUCUGCAGCAGGGCGCAGUAACAGUGAACUGCUCAGGGAUUGGCUGCUCUGCAACGCUCUCUAACUCACCUUGGGACACAUGGUUACGAGUUGUUGUUGAGAGCAGCCAAGACAACCGUACUGUAACCUUUAGUAUCGUCUCAAACUACACAGUUGGAUGUAAGCCACAAAGUGUAGGCCUUAAAGCAGAUGAUGACAUUAACAAGCUCCGUGGCAACAGCAGUGGCAACACCAACUCAACAUCAGCAGGCAACAGCUCACUGGGCACAGACGCAGUCGCCUUUAACGAGUCAGCAUCACUGCUAACGCCAAUGUCGGCGUGCGUGUGGAGCAUCCCUGUGCUCUAUGAGGAGGUGGACGUUCUGUCUCUACGAUUCACCCCCGUGAACGGACCCAACGUCAGUGUUACCAAUACACACCCCACACUGCUCACCUACCCCCUUUACACACAAGCCACUGGUGGUACUCUCAACCUGCAGCUCACACUCAACACUACUAAUGUAAACCUGGGGAACAGCAGCAGUGUGGUGGCCUGUCUCACUCAAUGGGCUCCAGUCCUCGAGCUCAACCGCUCUCAGCCCUGUCGCACAGUCAACAUUAUGAUGAUGUCUGCAGGUUUGUUUGGGGGAUAUGGUGUUCAUGUGAAUGCCAGUGCUCCUAAGGCUGUGGUCAGGCUGCCGUUCCCUCAGUCAACAACAUGGUACCUCACCCUGCAGCUCACCUGCAACAGCAGUGACUGUGGUAAUGCGUCCGUGGUGUCUGUGGUCCCAGAGGUGUUUGUCAGUGCCUGUGUAGAGGACUGUGGGACAUAUGGUGAAUGUAGACUACUGAGAUCCUACAGCUACCUGUACAGUGCCUGUGUCUGCAAGGCUGGCUGGAGUGGUUGGGGCUGCACUGAUGAUUCCACCGCACAGUCAUACAGUCACCAGUUGACGGCCUCUCUAUUGCUCACCAUCAGUAACCUGUUCUUCCUGCCUGCCAUCGUGGUGGCCGUCAAACGCUGCUACAUCACCGAGGCGUCCGUCUACCUCUUUACAAUGUUCUUCUCCACGUUCUACCAUGCAUGUGACCAGCCGGGUGUGGCCGUACUGUGUAUAAUGGACUACGACACCCUGCAGUACUGUGACUUCCUGGGGUCUGUCUGUUCCAUCUGGGUCACCAUCCUGUGCAUGGCUCGCAUCAGAGACACGUUCAAAUAUACUCUGUUUAUCCUCGGGGCUCUGCUGAUUGCCAUGUCAAUGCAACUGGACCGCAAAGGCCUGUGGAACCUGCUGGGCCCCAUCCUCUGUGCGCUGCUGAUCAUGGUCGCUACAUGGGUAUAUCGAGGGGUGCGGCGUCGACAUUGUUACCCACCUUCUUGGAAGCGCUGGGUCUUGUACCUGAUGCCCGGGGCACUCUGUGCUCUGAUCGGGGUAUGCUUGUACAUUUUUGCAGAGACAGAGGACAACUACUACUACAUACACUCGCUGUGGCAUGUCCUGGUGGCCACCUGCGUGGUGUUCCUGCUGCCGCCAAAGGAGAAGGACAGGGAGGCGCUGGGCUGGAGCAGGGGCUGGAAGUGGAGCCUGAGCUGGAGACCCCGGGUUUGUGGGUACACUCUCUGUGAGAGCGGCAAGGAUGAACUUUACACUGUCACGUAGUGGGAUAAGAGAUGGUGUAAGGAAGCAAAGUGACUUGGUAUUGAUUGUUAGACAGUAUAAGCACUGCACACACAAGGUGUUGACAACAUUUUACUUGGUCUUUCAGACUCUGACUCUUUGAAGUUUCUUAAUAUGUUGAGUAACACAUUUUAAAAUCAAAUAUAGACCUAUAUUCUCAUAGGUCUACAGUUUUCAUAUUCACAUUCACUUCAGGCGUGAAACUGUUCUUAUAUUUGGAUUAAAAAGAUCUCCAAAAGUCGUCAAUGAAAUAAACUUGUGGACAUCCUAAAAUACACACACACACACAUGCGCGCACACACGCACACACACACACACACACACACACACGCACGCACACACACUCACUCCCAUUUAACCCAAAUCGAACCUGCUGAAACCUCCAAGGUGGUCCUUUGCACCAGCUUAGGUAUAAACAUCAAAACCUUCAGGUAGCAGACCACCUGACCUUUGACCUCAUGACCAGUAGUUUGUACAUAUUGUGUAUGUACAUAAGUUACUAGGCUAGGAAAUGAAUGUUCAAAAAUAUUUAUAAGGAAUAGCACUUUGUGGACUAUUUAAAUCUUUUCUACUCAGUCUAUCACUCACUCUACUGAUAGAAUAUGCUAUAUUUAUAGUUGAUGUAAACGCUCCUCACUCUUGUAUCCUCCUCAAGUCUUUUAAAAUAGUUUGACAAAACCGUCUCAACUCCAGAUCCACCUACUAGCUUUUCCCAGAGCUUUCAAAUCAUAUCAUGUGGUCUUCAUCCAUUAGCUUUUUAUCUUCAGACUACAUCAUUGCAAGACAGCGAGUAAAAUAUUUAAUAGGAACCAUUUAAAACGAGUAAACUGUUCUUUUGCCAAAGUCUAAUCAACCCCAUUAAUGAUGCCUUCCCUUGAUGUUUCCAUCAGCUGCUCAGUUUUCCUCCAUGUUUGAGGUUAUGUUCAUUCACAGACCUACAUGCAGCUUGUGUUGAGACUGCAUGACGGUGUCCUGUCUUGUGUCUCUCUGCUGUGUUGUGAUCCUGUCUGUUUCUUCUUCUCUCCCUCUAAAACCUUAAUCUUACUUUGUACCAGCAUUCAGUCUGAAGCACUUUUAUGAUAAGAAAGUUAAUUCCACUAUGUAAUGUACAUAGCCCAUAUGUGUAUGAAUGGGCACUUGCUGAAUGUAUAGUCAGAUUACUGUGUCCAGUGCCUCCUGUAUGUACUGUAUGAGAAUGUGUGUGUUUCCUCUCUUACAUACUUUCCAUACUUAAUUUGAUCUAAGACGCAGUUUAUGUUUUGUCCAUUUUCACUGUGAUGAUUUCCUCCAUUGUGACUUUGCACAUGUUUCAAGUCGAACGUUUAAACGUUUGACUGUCACGCUUGUAUAGCCUUCCUCUCAUGGUUCGAAACAUUGUUUUUCUCGUGUGUGUGAGGGUGUAAAUAAUUUAAUUUUGUUGUCAUAUUUAAGCAGGACUAUGAAAAGGCAGUCUACCACCUAAACAUACUAUAGCUCUCAUAGCGUGUAAGGAUGAAGCAAUGUAAUGCUCGAUGUAAAAUAUGAUUUUACUUCCUUGUACUGGACAAUUACUUUUCAAUCAGUUAAAAAUCCAAACAGCAUUUAGCCU